This is a messenger RNA of Vicia villosa (hairy vetch), 2016 nucleotides long. RefSeq lists its product as uncharacterized. Bases 1 to 2016 code for a protein of 671 amino acids. The record is from RefSeq and is a predicted model, not a curated record. Lineage: Eukaryota; Viridiplantae; Streptophyta; Magnoliopsida; Fabales; Fabaceae. Gene Ontology annotation, molecular function: protein dimerization activity. The transcript has 6 exons.
AUGACAUCAUCUGAAACACCCUCAUCACAACCACCAUCACAAGAAGCCUCUUCAGCUCAAAGUCUAGUUCAAACUAAUGUUAGAGGAAAGAAUGAUAUAGCUUGGGCACAUUGUACUAAAAGUCCUGAUGGAAAAUCUUUUGUUUUUAUAUAUCGUCACAAAGCUUUUGAUGGAGGUGGAAUUCAUAGGGUAAAGCAACACUUGGCUGGAAUAAUAGGAAAUGUUGAAAUUUGUAAGUCAGCGCCUGCAGAAAUUCGUUUUCAAAUGAAACAACAUUUCAAUGAGUGGAGUAAGAAAAGAAAAAAUUCAGAUAUGGCUGAAAGCGAGUCAUUUACUACCGAGGGGGAUGAAUUGCAAGUACAAACGAACCCGCGAAUUGGUGCAUCUAAAAAGAAUGACGCUCGAAUUGGUACUUAUUUUUUACCCAGAACAACUCCGGGAGCUCAGCCUACUUUGAAAAGAGUGAUGCAAAUUGAUGCUCUUUAUUGUAUGGGUGCUGAAUAUAAGGUUCCUACUAUGCAUGCCCUUCGUGGUAAUUUGUUAAAUAAGUGGGUUGAUGACGUGAAGAUACAGAUAGAGCAAUAUCGUUCUAUUUGGAAGGAUACAGGUUGUACUCUUAUGGCAGAUGGGUGGACUGAUCGUUGUAGAAGAACUCUUAUCAACUUUUUAGUUUAUUGCCCCAAAGGAACUGUUUUCAUAAAGUCUGUUGAUGCCUCUGGUGCUUCUAAAACUGCAAAAACAUUGUUUAAGCUUUUCAAGGAAGUAGUGUUGUAUGUUGGCCAGGAAAAUGUUGUUCAAGUCGUUACAGAUAAUGCUGCGAAUUAUGUUGCUGCUGGAAAGUUGUUGGAAAGGGAGUUUCCUAAGUUGUUUUGGUCUCCUUGUGCAGCACACUGUUUUAAUUUGAUGUUGCAAGACAUGGGGAAAUUAGAGGAAGUAAGUGAGACAGUGUCACAAGCUUCAAAAAUUACCAAAUACAUAUAUAAUCAUUGUUUUGCAUUGUAUUUGAUGAGACAACAUACAGGUGGAAGAGAAAUACUUCGUCCUGCUCCAACCCGCUUUGCUACUAAUUUCAUUGCAUUGCAAAGUAUUCUGUCUCAUAAAGAUGCACUAAGAGUCAUGGUAACAUCCAAAGAGUGGACAACCACAACUUAUUCCAAAGAUGUCAAGGCAAAGCAAUUUGUGGAACAAGUCUUAGACUCAAGCUUUUGGUCUAAAUGUGCUGACAUUGUGAAAAUUACAGAACCUCUUGUACAUGUGUUGCGUAUUGUUGAUAGUGAAGAUAAACCGGCUAUGGGAUAUCUCUCUCGAGCUAUAUUUGGUCUAGAAUAUGAAAAAAACAAGUCCACCACCCAAGGCUUUUUGGAUGUCAUUGAAAAGUAUGCUUAUGAUAGUAAGGACUUGCGAUCUAAAUUAACUGCUGAGAUGACUUCAUUCAAAAAUUGUGAAGGUAGUUUUGGAAGGACAACAGCAGUAGAAAACCGAGAUGAAGUUUUUCCAGAUCAAUGGUGGGACACUUAUGGAACCGAAGCGCCCAAUUUGCAAAAGUUGGCUAUUUGGAUUUUGAGUCAAACGUGUAGUGUAUCUGGUUGUGAACGAAAUUGGAGUGUGUUUGAACACAUUCAUUCAAAAAAGAGAAAUAAGUUGGAGCAUCAAAAGCUUAACGAUCUCGUUUAUGUUCGUUACAAUUUACGACUACAAAAUAGAACCAAGAAGAAACAAAAUUAUGAUCCUAUUAAUUUUGAAACAUUUGGUGAUCAUUCUAAUUGGGUGUUGGAGGAUUCCCCACCAUUCUUGACCAUUGAGGAGGUGGAAGCGCUACGCAAAGAUCUUGCUAAUGAAUUAAAUUUGGAUGAGGUUGAUGUUGAGGGAGAUGCACCACUUAACUCCGGAGAAAACAACCAAAGUAAUGAUAUCAUUGAUGGGGAAGAUGUUGCAAAUGCGAUUAAUUUUGUCGGAGAUGGUUUUGAUAUUGAAGGAGAUCCGAACAUUGAGAUAAUUUUACCUCCUUGGAACUAA